AUAUGGAAAAGAUGCCUACUAUGCACAAAAUACACUUUUGAUAUUUUUUCCCUCUGUUUACAGUUAGGAGCUGCAAUGGCGGACAUAAACCAUAUACUGAAAUUGUCAGAAACUUUGACAGAUGCAAAAAAAAUCUCUGGUUCUGAAGGGAAGAGCAUACCUGUCAGCAAAUCUGUUGACUCAGUGAUACAGGCAGAUGAGAGUUACAGAAUGGAUCAUGCAGAAAUGGGGCUGUGUGUAUUGGUCAACAAUAAAAAUUUCCAUCCUGCUACAGGGAUGGCAUAUCGAUCUGGUACAGAUUCAGAUGCUGCAAGUGUUAUAGAAACUUUCAGGACCUUGGGUUAUACUGUCAAGCCAUAUAAUGAUCUUACAUGUAAACAGAUGGUUGAUGUUCUGCAGAAUGUUUCCAAGGAUGAUCACAGCAAGGAGAAUUGCCUUGUGUGUGUCUUGUUAAGCCACGGAGAGGAUGGCCUGAUCUACGGUACAGAUGGCCCCUUGGAGCUAAAAAUGCUUACAGGCCUGUUCAGAGGAGACAGGUGCAAAACCUUAGCAGGAAAGCCAAAACUCUUCUUUAUUCAGGCUUGUAGGGGAACAGAGCUUGAUUCUGGCGUUGAAAAAGACGGACCAGAAGAAAACAUCUGCCAGAAAAUACCAGUGGAAGCGGAUUUCUUAUAUGCAUAUUCCACUGCUCCUGGCUACUAUUCUUGGAGAAACUCAUCAGAUGGCUCCUGGUUUAUACAGUCUCUGUGUGUGAUGUUGAAACAGUAUGCUAAAAAACUUGAAAUUAUGCAGAUUCUAACACGUGUAAAUCGCAAGGUUGCAGAAUUCAGUUCUUGUUCAAUCCGGGCAGACUUCCAUGGAAAAAAGCAGAUCCCCUGUAUUGUGUCCAUGCUCACAAAAGAUUUUUACUUUCCUCAUUAAAGAAGCUUUCCUUGUGAAAGCUAGCAGAAAACAGAGCACCUGAUGCCAUUUUCAAAUCUGAGCUAGUACUCAGUCUCUUGUGCCUAUGCUGCAUUAAAGAAGCUUUAAGAUCUAGAUAGAUUUAAACAUUUUACCACUGGAACUCUGGGAUACUUUGCUAGAGUUCAGAAAUUCUAACAAGGGAAAUGGAUAUAUUUAGGUUUGAAGCAGUGCUCUGAUACAUUGAUGAUAGAAAUCUGGUAGAUGGUAGAAGCAGAUAAAAUUACAUAUCCUGUGAUAGUAAUCUUCAUUCUGGCAGCAAUAAGAGUAAGAAAAAUUGUGUCACUUCCAGGGCAGCCUGAUUAGUUUUGGUAAUAAUGUUGCAUCCCAGUUCUAAAUGUGUUUACCUGGAUGUAAACCUCUUUGAUAUAGUGGAUUUUCCCUCAAGUGAAUAUAGUAACUUAAUCGUGUAAAAUACUGGCUUCAUAUGCAAUCAUGUAGCAAAAGUUUGGCUUUCAAGUAGCAAAAGCCACUUUGGCCACCUUAGAGUACUAUUUAUAUGCCAGGAAUUUUGAAGUUAAAUUAAGGGUAUUGAUAUUGUACAUUUAAAAAUAACUGAUUUCCCCCCACUUUUUAAAAUUUGCAUUUACUAGGUAAGGAAUGCUAGUUGAAACUCUGAAUUCUUGCAGGAUUGAAAACCUGUAAAGUUUUUUUUAUUGCAAAUUGCAAAUUCAUUUUUUUUAUAAAUCCUGUUCUAGACUUAGAUUUUGUGCAUGUAGUGUUUUUGCGCAUAGAACAAAUUUAAAAUACUUCUGUUAAAAUUUUGUAGUUCUGUAUUGGUAACAAAUGUAAACAAAAGCAGUACGUGAAAACCCAUUUUGACUUUGAAUUGUAGCAUGUUUAAGAAUAAUAGAGUGGACAUCAUUGUGUAUAGUAGAAUUUCACUUCAGGAUUGAAUUAUGUUUUUUCUUCAGGCACUUAAUGAAAACUUGUAUGUGCUACUUAUGAGUGCUAGUGAGGUUAUCUCCCAUCUGAUCACCUGAGUUUGAUUAUUUGCAGUGUUUAGAGAAAAGAAUGAAAAUUCUCCACAGCACAAUCAAGCUAGCUGUUUGUUUCUCUGUACCCUGAUUCAUAGGGAGAAAAAGGAAUGGAUCCUAUGAAUCUGUUCCACUAACAGUGAAACCUUCCUCCCAUAAAAGGAGAUUGUUAAGAUACAAUGGAUUCCUAAUAUCUAACUUGGUGUACAAAAUAACUCACAAGGCUUACAAAAGCCAGUGGAGCUGGUUCUAUUGGUGUGUGAUUAGUGUAGAUGUCUAACAGGGUGCAAUCUCAGUCUAGCUGCCUACACAAAUAUACAUGGUGUAAGUCUCUGGGGAAAGGCUAUUCAGUUGGUUAAAUGGAUUUCUGGUGGAAGUCACCUUGUCACUCUUCCUAACUGCUGACUGGUAUUGUAAGAGUGCAAGUGAAAUAGUAAGCGUUCAAUUGGCAUUACUUAAUAAAAGUUUAUUCUUUUGAACUAUGGCUAUCUCAAUGCAUCAGUUAAUUAUACAGAGAACUAGAGAAGUUAAAAAAAAGUUGAACAUAAGGUGCUUGAAAUCAAUCUAUAGAAGACAUUUCCAAUAUGUAUAAUAAGCAAUGACUGUAACUUGACCUUAUUUCAAAUUCAAUUUCUUUGAAAACUUCUUUGUGAAUUUUUAACUUAUAUUUAAUAACUUAUGUUUGUGACUGUACUGUAACCUUCACAUGAGAAUCUAAUAAAUCAUGUGCAUUGUUUUUAA
Messenger RNA from Heteronotia binoei (common prickly gecko), 2678 nucleotides. Its product is annotated as caspase-3-like. The record is from RefSeq and is a predicted model, not a curated record. The transcript has 6 exons. Gene Ontology annotation, biological process: positive regulation of apoptotic process; apoptotic process; keratinocyte differentiation. NCBI's taxonomy places the organism in Eukaryota, Metazoa, Chordata, Lepidosauria, Squamata, Gekkonidae. Gene Ontology annotation, cellular component: cytoplasm. Bases 76 to 921 code for a protein of 281 amino acids.